Zingiber officinale is the source of this 2842-nucleotide messenger RNA. Its product is annotated as ADP-ribosylation factor GTPase-activating protein AGD5-like. The coding region runs from base 1101 to 2633 and encodes 510 amino acids. Lineage: Eukaryota; Viridiplantae; Streptophyta; Magnoliopsida; Zingiberales; Zingiberaceae. The record is from RefSeq and is a predicted model, not a curated record. Gene Ontology annotation, molecular function: GTPase activator activity. The transcript is spliced from 10 exons.
GCAAAGUGCUUCCCUUCACCGGAGACCCAUCGAUUCUCAUCGUCUUCUUUUUCUUCUCUAUCUCAUUCCUUCUUCUCUGCCUCCUUCGGAGUGUCGCCUCGCCUCCGGGAGAAUCAAGAUGAACGAAAAGGCUUCCGUUUCCAAGGAACUCAAUGAGAAACACAGAAAGGCCUGUCAUUUCCCCCCAUCUUUAUCGAUUUCGGGACGCGCAUUUUGUGUUUCUUGGAUCAUUGUAAAGGAAGGUUCUUUCGUCAGUGUAGCAUUGUUUCUUUAGAUUACCGAUUCGUUGGGGCUAUUUGCGAUGCGUUACUGGGUGCAUCAUUGGUGAAUUUUGGCUCGGUCUUUCUUUCUUUUUCAUUUAGCAUCAGUAAAGAUUUUCUUUCAAACGGCUGCCAUGACCAUCGGAGAUGCCAAGUUUUCAUCUGAUGGCAUUGAGAUCAAGUGUUUUUCUUGGCUCUCUUCCUAUUUAAUUGUGGUUUUUAGCAGCAGCAUUUUAAAGGUGCGCAAAUGCAUAAAAUAGGGGUCGCCGUUUGUCUUUGUUUUAGCAAAUAGCAGAUUCUACCUCACUGAGUACCAGUUAGAUAGAGUCAUCGAUCAUCUGUGGCAUGGAAACCUAUCAUUUUAACAUGUAAGGCUUAACAACCUACCUAUGACAAUAACAAAUUGUAAGAAGUUAAUUGAAUGUUUGUAAGGAUGGAUAAAAAGAAUGUGUGCUAUCCAUCUUUUUUUUGCAAUAUGGGGCACCCCUUUAACGAUUUUAGUGAAAGGAUGGAGCUCUAGUCACUUCUUCCCUACUUUGUUUUCCAUCUAGGUUCAUCUUAUGACUUUAUACAUAAGGUCUAAUGUGGUCUAUUAAGAAUACUUGUUGAGAUGCUUUUAUAUGAAAUUGGUUAGACUAAUCAGAUUAUAUUUAAAUUUAUCCUGAUGGGUUAACAUGCCUAAUAAGCAGUCCCUUUUGACAAAAUAACAAAAAAGAGGGAACCCCUCUAGUAUUUUGGAAAAAACUGGUGAUUUUUGCCCAACUUCAUCUCCAUGGAGGUUCAUCACAACACGAGUGACUUGAAUUUUUUACAUCAGAAUUAAUAUUGUUCUUAAAGUCAAUGUUUUCUGGUUCACUUGUUCAGAUAUUAGAUGGACUUCUCAAAUUACCAGAGAAUAGGGAAUGUGCUGAUUGCAAGUCCAAAGGUCCAAGAUGGGCAAGUGUCAAUCUGGGAAUUUUUAUUUGUAUGCAGUGUUCGGGAAUUCAUAGAAGUUUGGGAGUACAUAUAUCAAAGGUAAGGUCGGCAACAUUAGACACAUGGCUCCCUGAGCAGGUUGAUUUUAUUCAAUCAAUGGGCAAUGAAAAGGCAAAUAGCUACUGGGAAGCUGAACUGCCUCGAAAUCACAGUAGAGUUGUGAUUGAAAAAUUUAUCCGUUCAAAAUAUGAAGACAAGAGAUGGGUGCCUCAUGAUAAGAGAUUCAGAUCGCCUUCAGUAAUCCAUGAAGAAAUGGCUCCUAAACUCAAGCAAACAUCUAGUGAUAAAUCUGAGAAUGAGAGUACUAACAGAGCAAAGGCUUUAAAUAAGCAGGAUGAUUCAUCAAAAAAGACGAGGGGCAGUCUUUCAGUUCCAAAAUUGCCCAGCCUGGUAUCUUCUGGUUCAAAGGUCGAAACAAGGAGAAGCCAGCUUGUAGAGCCAGAGUCCCGUAAUGUAGUUCCUUCUUUAACUGCUGUAGUCACAACAACUGCACCGCUAAAGGUUGUUUCUAUGGUUGACCUGCUCAACUUGGAUUCUGUGAAUGGCCCUAGUGAAACGGGGUCUGAAGCUUCUUCCAUCGGUGAUCAUUCAUGGGCAAAUUUUCAGUCUGCCGACCUAACCAGUUCCUUGGACAUGAAUACCACCACAAAGUCUGCCGAAGUAAAGAAGGAAAACACACAUGGAGUAGAGAAUUUAUUUAAGGAUUUAACAUCUUCAUUGCAGCCUUUGACUCAAAUCAAAACCCAGAUAGAUGUGACCAGUUCCUUGGAAAACCGUACCAAGGAAAAUGCUCAAGUAAAAAAUGAAACCACACAUGGAGUUGAGAGCCUAGCUGAGGAUCCAACAUGUUUUUUGAAUCCUUCAACUAAAUGGAAUCCUGAAACAGUUGUGAAAGAUGAUAUUAUGAGCCUCUUUGAAAUGUCCAGUAUGGUAUCUCCAUUUGUGCUUCAGCAACAGCAGCUAGCAUACCUUUCACAACAGCAAGUUCUCUUGGCUGCUGCUAAAUCUGGAAACGGACCUCCGGCAGUGCCUAGUAGAGGAACUCAUCAAAGAAGUAACAGUGAGUCAAAUGCAAUGAAUGCUAACUUUUUGGCACAAAGUUGGCCAAACUAUGCCUACCAGAUCCCCACAAAUAUGCAUUUUACUGGGCAACCCAAUUUCAAUAACUUCAGUCAGAUGGGAAGCUCUAGUCAUCCUCAUCUAUCAGGGGGUUAUAUUUCUGCCCCUGCACCAGAUCACCAUGGAGUGGGAUCCUCUGCAUCUGCUGAUAUGAAUAAUGCUGUUGGAGUGCACAUGCCUCUUGCUUCUUCGUCCUCACAUACUGCGACUUCCAGCAGCCGUUCACUCAGUGAUUACGAUUUCUCAUCGUUAACUGAUGGUCUUUUUUUGAAACGCUGAGAAUAACGAUGCUUGCCGGUGCUGGUUCCCUCAUGUAGUAUAUUCAAACGUAAAUAGUGUCAAGGCUUGAGCAUACAGAUCAUUUGUUUUUUCAGCUCAUAGUUCAUUCAUUGGGUAGGGAAGGUGAAUGAUAUUAGUUCCAUUGCAGAUUCACACGUCCAUCAAAAUUUGUGAUGGAAUAAAAAGAACGGUCAAUUAUGUAAUUUGGU